AUGGAGGAUGCUAGAAAGGACGUUCGUGGCUCAGCCCUAAUCUUCCCCUCUCUGAGUCUUUAUUCCCACAUUGCACUUGUAGGUUUGAGCGUUUCAGAGCACGCUCAGCUCCGGCUGGUGAAUGGCUCGAGUCGCUGCGCUGGGAGAGUCGAGGUGCUUCACAACCAGCAGUGGGGAACCGUGUGUGAUGACGGCUGGGACUUAUUGGAUGCUGGAGUCGUGUGCAGGCAGCUGGGCUGUGGGACGGCGUUAUCAGCCCCAGGGGGGGCUGAGUUUGGAGAAGGGUCUGACCCCAUCUGGCUGGCUGAGGUUAACUGCACAGGGACAGAAGCUGCCCUGUCCGAAUGCAGAGCUAGUCCUUGGGGAGGCAAGAACUGUACCCACAGAGAAGAUGCCGGUGUUGACUGCUCAGGUUUGACCAUUUCGGAACACACUCAGCUCCGCCUGGUGAAUGGCCCAAGUCGCUGCACUGGCCGAGUCGAGGUGCUUCAUGACCAGCAAUGGGGAGCCGUGUGUGAUCACAGCUGGGAUAUGAAUGAUGCCAAAGUCGUGUGCAGGCAGCUGGCGUGUGGGGAAGUGUUAUCAGUCCCAGAAAAAGCUUGGUUUGGAGAAGGGUCUCACCCCAUCUGGCUGGAUGAGAUUAACUGCACAGGAACAGAAGUUUCCCUCACCGAGUGCGGGGCUAGACUUUGGGGAGACCAUAACUGUACUCAUGAAGAAGAUGCCAGUGUUGUGUGCUCAGGUAACCCUCACGUAUAGCACUCCCAGCUCCGACUGGUGAACAGCCCGAGUCGCUGCACAGGAAGAGUCGAAGUGCUUCAUAACCAGCAGUGGGGAACCGUGUGUGAUCACAGCUGGGACCUACGUGAUCCCGGAGUUGUGUAGCAGCUGGGCUGUGGGACGGCAUUAUCAGCCCCAGGAAGAGGGCAGUUUGGACAAGGCUCUGACCCCAUCUGGCUGAAUGAUGUCCACUGCACAGGGACAGAGGUGGCCAUCACCGAAUGCAGGGCCAAGCCCUGGGGAAUCCAUAACUGCACCCACGAAGAAGCUGCCGGUGUUGUGUGCUCAGGUUUAUCUAUUUCAGAGCCUGCUCAGCUCCAGCUGGUGAAUGGCCCACAUCGCUGUGCAGGGAGAGUCGAGGUGUUCCUGAGCCAGCAGUGGGGAACCGUGUGUGAUGAUGACUGGGACUUUCUUGAUGCCAGAGUUGUGUGCAGGCAGCUGGGCUGUGGGACGGCGUCAUUAGCGCCACGUGAAGCUCACUUUGGACAAGGAUCUCACCUCAUCUGGCUGGAUGAGGUUAACUACACAGGGAAAGAAGCUGCCCUCUCUGAAUGCAGGGGUAGGCCUUGGGGAGUGCAUGACUGUUACCAUGUAGAAGAUGCCAGUGUUGUGUGCUCAGAGCCUGCUAUAUCCCUUGGAGUCUGGCUUCUCCGCUCUGCCCUGGUUCUGCUCCUGCUGGGAUCUGCCCCAAUCAUCACUUGCAUCCUGAAGAAAGGAGCCCCUGCCUUCCCUGAGCCCCUGAGAACUGUCAAUGGCAGCAAGGAGCAGGCUGGAGAGGACCAAGCGAUGGGAGAGGAGUCGGUUAUAUACGCCAGUGAGUAA
This is a messenger RNA of Malaclemys terrapin pileata, 1602 nucleotides long. Its product is annotated as deleted in malignant brain tumors 1 protein-like. The record is from RefSeq and is a predicted model, not a curated record. NCBI's taxonomy places the organism in Eukaryota, Metazoa, Chordata, Testudines, Emydidae. Gene Ontology annotation, cellular component: membrane.